Molecule: messenger RNA, 1264 nt
Organism: Portunus trituberculatus (swimming crab)
Lineage: Eukaryota; Metazoa; Arthropoda; Malacostraca; Decapoda; Portunidae
Exons: 4
Coding region: 1-375 (124 amino acids)
Source: RefSeq, a predicted model, not a curated record
AUGUUUGACUUUCUACACCGUGACUGUCAUCUCAUCUUCAAGGCUCACUGCGUUUGCGGGGCACUAGCGUUUUUACUGAGCUCAUGCCGCCCCACUACCUGUGAUCUCGUUGUCGCGUCUCGCAAUUGGCGAGAAUUUCGGGUCGGGCUUAUUGUAAACACUGACUUUGUUUACCUCAUAUUCCUCAACCCCGUCUGUAGUCUGUCCAAGUGCUGGGGGCGUGAGUGUCAGCUGGUGGAGGAGAUGGCGACCGCGACGACCCAGGUGGUGCAAGGCAGCAUAGAUGGCAGAAAACGACGUGCUGGUUCCUUAGGGUUUGUUUGGUGUGUGGUUGUGACGAUACGCUUGAGAGUUGUUUCCUUCGUGUGUGGCUGAAAAUGUAAUGACGUCAGAGCGCCGCCAUUGCACGUGUUGAUUCCGCUGAUGGUGCUGCUCUUCAUAAGUAAAAUUGAGCUCUCCAUCGGCCAUAGCGAGGGAGAUACGAGGCUUCAAAGGUCGUUUAAUGAUUUACAGUUUUUCAGUGUCAAAAAAUACUUUUAAUUUUUUUUGGUUUGUGGUUUAAAAGAUAUGCCAAAAUGAACAGUUCUGGUUUGUGGGUGAGGUUAAUGAAAGUUUUAUGGGUUUUGUGGCUAAAUAUUAAACUUAACCCACUCAGUACUGAGACACAUUUUUGCCGUGAGAUAUGUGUGUGAUUAGACCAUUUUAUUUACAUUAGGAAGGGUCUAUGGAGGUCAGAAGAUAAUAGCCAGUUUCUGCAGCAAGUUUCUACAGUUUAAUGAUGUAGAAAACUUGUCACUCUGCCUCUAGAACCGUAAAAGCACCUUAAAAACAUCUUAAAAAACUCGUGUAAACUUAAGCCUUUUGAAAUAGUGGAGGUGAAGCACAGAAGUGUUUGAGAAUACGAGCUAGCAUAUGUCCUGGCGUGACUGAGCCGAGACAGUCACGCGAGGCCUCACUCCAUCAACCAGAGUAGUUAGGAGGGUUGCAGUGUCUUUGUCGAGGAAGCUGUAGGCUGAUUCUUGCCCUAUUAUCUCAUUAGCCAAGUAGUUGUUGACGGAAUUGGAGUUAAGGGCGUUCGUUAUGCAGUAGCCGUGAUGUCAGUUCAGUGCCGCAGAACCGUAGCUCUCACACUUCGGCGCCGGACCUCCACUACGUUCAAAGGCCUCUACUUGAAGUGACACUGGUUUUUAAUUGUUUUUUUUCGGUUCUAGGGACAGACUGGUGAGAUUUCUGCUGUAUUAGCUGUCUGUGGCUUUUGAAAAUA